GCAAACUAUGUAAUGCGCAUGCUUGUAACCGUAAAUAGUCUAUAAAUAUGAUACUAACCUUCGACGCGAGAUAUUACAUGUCUAAAACCACUCGCAUCAAUUGUGUUUUAUCCUUAUACAUACAGAAAAGUAUCAUGAAAAUUGUGGCGAUUAUCAUGGCCGUCAUGACGGUUGUUUACGGAUACAACUCCGAACGCACUGCAAGGUUUAAAGAAUAUUAUAUUGAGUGCAACAAAGUACAUGGUCAUAAAAAUCUUACAUUGUGCCACCAAUCGUUCAAAUGCGCAUUAAGUAAAGAGGGUCAGGUUUAUGGCCGAUACAACCAAUUGUCAGAGGAUAAAUUCUUGGAAUUUAUAAAGGAUGUCGUCUCCAACGAAACGGAAUUGCAACUGUUACAAGAAUUAUUCAAAACUUACUAUAAUGAAACGUAUAAAAGCAGACGACCCAAAUAUUAUCCACCGCCGGAAAAUAAUUUUACAAGUCUUUUGAUGCGUAUUUUAUCACUUCUAUUAAUCUUUUGAACGCAAAACAAAAACGAAUUACGGAUUAUAUUUUAUAUAAUAUGACGAAACACACACAUUACCUUCAUAUGUUUUCUGAACAUUUUUUUGUAUAACGUUCUGUAUAACGUUUCUGUAUGUACGUUAUUUGACUUUCCUUAAAUUGUUGAACGUUUAUAACAAAAAUUCAAUAAAGUGGUUAUUCUAAAAAAA
This is a messenger RNA of Odontomachus brunneus, 713 nucleotides long. RefSeq lists its product as uncharacterized. NCBI's taxonomy places the organism in Eukaryota, Metazoa, Arthropoda, Insecta, Hymenoptera, Formicidae. The record is from RefSeq and is a predicted model, not a curated record. The transcript has 5 exons. Bases 48 to 521 code for a protein of 157 amino acids.